This is a messenger RNA of Hibiscus syriacus, 2086 nucleotides long. Its product is annotated as probable alkaline/neutral invertase D. Gene Ontology annotation, biological process: sucrose catabolic process. The record is from RefSeq and is a predicted model, not a curated record. Bases 241 to 1920 code for a protein of 559 amino acids. The transcript is spliced from 6 exons. NCBI's taxonomy places the organism in Eukaryota, Viridiplantae, Streptophyta, Magnoliopsida, Malvales, Malvaceae. Gene Ontology annotation, molecular function: endo-alpha-N-acetylgalactosaminidase activity; sucrose alpha-glucosidase activity.
UUUCCUCCCAGUCUCUCUCUCUCUCUCUCUCUCUCUCUGUGUUUUUCUUACCGACCACUUGCGGGCCUGGUCGCCGGUUAUUUUUCUAAAUCGAGGUUGCCGGAGAAUCCCUUGUCUCCGACAUUUUUGCUAGCUUAAGAGGUGGCUUAAUUGGCAGUUUGAAAAAAAAAUCUUGCUUGUUUUUCUUGAUCUCUUGUUUUUAAACCUUGUGUUUCAUUUCCGCUGAUUGACGUGAAAGAAAUGGACGGUACUAAAGAGAUUGGACUUAAAAAUGUGAGCUCAAUGUGCUCAAUCUCCGAAAUGGAUGAUUAUGAUCUCUCACGCCUUCUCAAUAAGCCGAGGCUUAACAUCGAGAGGCAAAGAUCAUUUGAUGAGAGGUCGCUGAGUGAGCUCUCUAUUGGUCUCACAAGAGGAGGUUAUGAAAAUUAUGAGAACACCUACUCUCCCAGUGUGAGGUCGAGAUCGGGUUUUGAUACUCCAGCUUCAUCAACAAGAAACUCAUUUGAACCACACCCCAUGGUGGCUGAAGCAUGGGAAGCUCUCAGGAGGUCUUUGGUGUAUUUCAGAGGCCAACCAGUCGGUACCAUUGCAGCAUAUGACCAUGCUUCCGAGGAGGUUUUGAACUAUGAUCAAGUUUUUGUUCGAGAUUUUGUACCCAGUGCUCUGGCUUUUCUGAUGAAUGGAGAGCCUGAGAUAGUUAAGAACUUUCUCUUGAAAACUCUACAACUUCAAGGGUGGGAGAAAAGAAUAGAUAGAUUCAAGCUGGGGGAAGGUGCAAUGCCAGCUAGCUUCAAAGUUCUUCAUGAUCCUGUACGAAAAUCAGACACAAUUAUUGCAGAUUUCGGAGAGAGUGCCAUUGGAAGAGUUGCUCCAGUUGACUCUGGAUUCUGGUGGAUCAUUCUGCUUCGUGCAUAUACAAAAUCUACGGGUGAUAUAUCCCUAGCUGAGACCCCUGAGUGUCAGAAAGGUAUGAGACUCAUACUGACUUUGUGCCUGUCAGAGGGAUUUGAUACAUUCCCAACCCUACUUUGUGCUGAUGGAUGCUCAAUGAUUGAUCGAAGAAUGGGUAUUUAUGGUUAUCCUAUUGAAAUUCAAGCUCUUUUCUUUAUGGCAUUGCGGUGUGCUUUGUCAAUGCUGAAGCAUGAUGCUGAAGGAAAAGAAUGCAUUGAAAGAAUUGUGAAGCGCUUGCAUGCCUUGAGUUAUCACAUGCGCAGUUACUUUUGGCUCGACUUCCAACAACUAAAUGAUAUCUACAGAUACAAAACCGAGGAGUAUUCUCACACUGCGGUAAAUAAGUUCAAUGUUAUUCCUGAUUCUAUCCCAGACUGGGUAUUCGAUUUCAUGCCAACACGUGGUGGUUACUUUAUUGGCAAUGUUAGUCCCGCAAGGAUGGAUUUCCGAUGGUUUUGUUUAGGUAACUGUAUAGCAAUUCUAUCUUCUCUUGCAACUCCUGAGCAAUCAAUGGCUAUUAUGGACCUUAUCGAAGCCCGCUGGGAUGAGCUUGUUGGAGAAAUGCCUCUAAAAAUCGCUUACCCUGCAAUAGAGAGUCAUGAAUGGCGAAUUGUCACUGGUUGUGACCCUAAGAAUACAAGAUGGAGUUAUCACAAUGGAGGAUCAUGGCCAGUACUUUUGUGGAUGUUAACGGCUGCUUGCAUCAAAACGGGAAGGCCGCUGAUCGCAAGACGUGCGAUCGAUCUUGCCGAGACACGUUUGUUGAAAGACAGCUGGCCGGAGUAUUAUGAUGGGAAAGUCGGGAGAUAUAUAGGUAAACAGGCUAGGAAGUAUCAGACAUGGUCAAUAGCGGGAUAUUUAGUGGCGAAAAUGAUGUUGGAGGACCCAUCUCACUUGGGGAUGAUAUCUUUGGAGGAAGACAAACAGAUGAAGCCAUUGCUAAAGAGAUCAUCUUCCUGGAAUUGCUAAACGAAACGGGAAAAGACUGAAAUAUACAAAUAAUAGGAUUAAUUGAGUUGUGUCAGUGGUGAAGGAGACUGAAAUAUACAAAUAAUAGGAUUUACUCCUAUGAAUACAUCACCUAUUUAAAGAGACUGAAAUUUAGUUAGUGACGAAUCGGUGCCAAAAAGGAAAA